AUGUAUAGGUUCCUUAAUUACGACUUUGCGGACACUGGUUUCUUUGAGAUCUUGCAGGAGAAAACGGCUCUAUGGGGUGACCAUGAGAAGUACAGGCGACCGAAUAUCGAAUGGGAUCCAGACGAGCAGGGCUUUGAACUCGAGUCACAAGACUGCAUCAUCGCGGCCAAUGCGCCACACUCUACAGAGAGAAUAAGCCAUACCAUGACGAAUAUUCGCAAACUUCUCAAACCUGAUGGUAGCCUAGUUCUGGAGGAGCUUAUGAAGAAAAAGCGUGUUUACACAAAUAUCUUCGGCAUCUUUGAUCGCGGAUAG
Molecule: messenger RNA, 315 nt
Organism: Pseudomassariella vexata
Lineage: Eukaryota; Fungi; Ascomycota; Sordariomycetes; Amphisphaeriales; Pseudomassariaceae
Exons: 1
Coding region: 1-315 (104 amino acids)
Source: RefSeq, a predicted model, not a curated record